UUUCCGGGGUCAAUACACAUCGGAAACUAGCCUAUCAUGUGCUUUCUGUCGAUUCGAAGUUUCUAGCAACCGCAAAAUAUUCAGUAUUAUGCGAACAUAUGCCAGUGACUGUUAAAAGCAGAUAUCAAUAACUAGUGAAAAUGUUUUAGCUCGGCUAUAAAAUAAUGUCUGAAGAUAUUCACGUAUUUCUAAAAUAACUAAAAUAGUUAUUUAGGUAGCAAACGAGCUAACCUGCUAACUGAAUAAGUUUUCACUUAACUAACCUAACAGUAUUGAUCAUGUUUGGCUGUCUAGUUGCAGGCAGACUGGUUCAGACAGACGCUCAGCAAGUUGCGAGCGACAAAUUUGUCUUCAACCUGCCAGACUAUGAAAAUGUGAACCACGUCGUUGUCUUCAUGUUGGGAACAGUGCCUUUCCCUGCAGGCAUGGGCGGUGCCGUCUAUUUUUCCUUCCCUGACCCCAACGUUGGGCAGGUGUGGCAACUCCUCGGCUUCAUAACCAACGAAAAACCAAGUGCCAUAUUUAAAAUAUCUGGCUUAAAAGCUGGUGAGGGUGGAGCUCAUCCAUUUGGCAUGAUGGCAGCUCCUCAAGCCCCAUCAGUAGCCCAGGUGGGCGUUUCUGUGGAGACCCUUGACCAGCUGGCUCAGCAGACACCAGUCUCUAACGCGGCUGUCUCCAUCAUGGAUUCUUUCACACAGUUCACUCAGAAGAUGCUAGAGAGUCUAUACAACUACACCUCCUCCUUUGCCCAAUUGCAGUCUCAGAUGACACCAAACCCCUCAGAAAUGUAUGUUCCUGCCAGCUCCAUUCUUAAGUGGUAUGAAAACUUUCAGAGACGAAUGGUGCAGAAUCCAAACUUCUGGAAGACAUGAUGUGUUUUGUUAACUGAAUGACUAGCUAACAGAAGAGCAGAAAUUCACUGACAUGCAUUCAAUCCAGGCUUACAUGGAACUCCUGAUGGGCAAUAGGUUAUUACCGUACACUAAAAUGUGAAAGCCAUUUUGUGAUGUACCGUUAACACGAUAGCUUAAAACAUUUUUAUAGCCAUUGCUGAACCGCAAACACACAAUAUUAUUGAAGUGCUUUUGGAUAUUUUUUUCCAGCAGAUUUGCAAUCGGAUGUUUCAGAACUUCAGACCACAUUGAAAUGUAACAGCAUAUUAAAUCGGUGUAUUGCAA
Electrophorus electricus (electric eel) is the source of this 1178-nucleotide messenger RNA. It is a transcript of the gene hikeshi, whose product is annotated as heat shock protein nuclear import factor hikeshi. The record is from RefSeq and is a predicted model, not a curated record. NCBI's taxonomy places the organism in Eukaryota, Metazoa, Chordata, Actinopteri, Gymnotiformes, Gymnotidae. Gene Ontology annotation, biological process: protein import into nucleus. Gene Ontology annotation, molecular function: nuclear import signal receptor activity; Hsp70 protein binding. Gene Ontology annotation, cellular component: nucleus; cytosol.